This is a messenger RNA of Cervus elaphus (red deer), 1175 nucleotides long. It is a transcript of the gene AQP10, whose product is annotated as aquaporin 10. NCBI's taxonomy places the organism in Eukaryota, Metazoa, Chordata, Mammalia, Artiodactyla, Cervidae. Gene Ontology annotation, molecular function: water channel activity; urea transmembrane transporter activity; glycerol channel activity. The record is from RefSeq and is a predicted model, not a curated record. Gene Ontology annotation, cellular component: basolateral plasma membrane; plasma membrane. Gene Ontology annotation, biological process: glycerol transmembrane transport; water transport.
AUGGUCUCCAUUCAGUCCCUGGCUGAAGUCAAGGACCGGCUCCGAAUCCGCAGCCUCCUGGCCCGGCAGCGCCUGCCGGAGUUUCUGGCUGUGUUUGUGCUCAUGCUCCUCAUACAGGGGUCUUCAGCCCAGGCUGUCACCAGUGGAGGAACCAAAGGAAACUUCUUCACCAUGUUUCUGGCUGGCUCUCUGGGUGUUAUGCUAGCCGUCUAUAUGAGUGGUAACGUCUCAGGGGCCCACCUGAAUCCAGCCUUCUCCCUGCCCAUGUGCCUCCUGGGACACCUCCCCUGGGCCAAGUUUCUCAUUUACUCCUUGAUGCAGUUGCUGUCUGCUUUCUGUGCCCCAGGAGUCACCUAUGCUCUCUAUUACGAUGUCCUACAGAACUACACAGGUGGGAAUCUGACAGUGGCUGGUCCCAAGGAGAUGGCUUCCAUCUUUGCUACCUACCCUGCCCCCUAUCUAUCUCUGAGCAAUGGCUUCCUGGAUCAGGUUCUAGAAACCUGGAUGCUGAUGGUGGGGAUCCUGGCCAUCCUGAACACACAGAACAAGGGAGUGCCUGCAGGUCUGGAGGCUGUGGUAGUGGGGUUACUGAUCCUGGCCAUCACGCUAUCCAUGGGUGCCAACUGUGGGCUCCCAAUCAACCCCGCCCAGGACCUCGGCCCACGGCUUUUCACCUACGUAGCUGGCUGGGGCCCUGAAGUCUUCAGUGCUGGCAAUUGUUGGUGGUGGGUUCCUGUGGUGGGCCCUCUAGUGGGGGCCACGCUUGGCACAGCACAAUUGAGGACUCAGCCAUCUCAGGAUCUACACUGUGCCCAACAGGAAGCCUCAGACUCGGGAAGUCCGGCCGCAACUCAGCUGCAGGAGAGUAAGCUGUGACUCUGACAAGACAGUCGUCACCUCCUUCAUGGACACUUGAGAGGGCCAGAUACCCCAUGCCUGGUUUUCGGACCCUGGACUUCCAAGAACGUAGUUCCUCCAAAAAGCCGCCAGAGGGUGCGCACCCUGGAAACCGGAUUGGGAAGGCUUCGGGUAUCUGCAGGAUGGUGGGGGCCGACCAUCCUGUGCAGGGCAUAAUCCAGGGGACUUCUUCCAAAGUCUGGCCCCCACUGACUGACUCCCAGCUCGCGUAGCCUCAGCGCCGCCCGCCUUUAAGCUGAUUGGGGCGCCUUGCCCAG